Athene cunicularia (burrowing owl) is the source of this 2062-nucleotide messenger RNA. Its product is annotated as solute carrier family 22 member 7-like. NCBI's taxonomy places the organism in Eukaryota, Metazoa, Chordata, Aves, Strigiformes, Strigidae. The record is from RefSeq and is a predicted model, not a curated record. Gene Ontology annotation, biological process: transmembrane transport. Gene Ontology annotation, molecular function: transmembrane transporter activity.
UGAAAAGAGCUAUUAUUCUGCUCCCUGCCACCCUGGGAUCAAAGCUUUUGCCCAGCAGCUGUGUGUUACAGAACUGCAUGUUACACACCUUUGACGACCAGCCACCUUUAAGCCUCUCAGACGAACCAUCCAUUCUUGUUCUGCCGUGGCUCUGGCGUAAUAAAGAGCAUAUUUUCUUGGUUAAGAGCAUAAGAAGAGUGGAAAUUCACAUUAAAGACCCAGCUCUCCCGGAAAACCGCUCCCUGAAGCAGGCGGUGGAAGAACCAUGGUGCAAGGCCCAUGGUGGUGACAGCAGUACUUGUGGCCCUGUCAGGGGCUGCACACUCACCCAAAGGAGCUGUCACAUCAGUCCCAGGACACACCAGCAUGUGGCUGUGACCUUGCGGGAGUAUGUCAUGGCCCCUCACAUGGCAAGCACAGCCUCUCUGCAUGCCAGCAUUGCAGCUCUCAUCACCUCCUUGCACGUGUCCAGUGAAAGUGCUUUCCCAGGUGAAGAAAGGGACUUUGUGGGAAACAUUUUCACUCUUUCCAUCAUUUGGAGGACACUGGCGAUCAGGUAGCCCUCAACCUGCAGCCCACCAUUUCUCCCAGAGUGCUCACCUCUCUGCAUCCAUCCACUCAUCACUCUUCUCUUCUGGGCACCCUCUCACCCUCUCCAUACUCCCAGCUCCCAGGUCAUGACUUGAAACAAGCUAUACUAAAAACCACUGAUGCACAGCAACCAGGUUUUGGUGCCCCUGGGCAUCCUUACACAGUGGGUCGGUCACCUCUGCUUUCUUGGGGGCCUGUUUUAUGAUCAAACUGGGCUGACUGGUGAUCAGCUCACAGUGAACGGUUUGUUGUGCCUGAUAAAAUGCUGCAUGGUACCCCCACACUAGAGAUGACAGUGCUUUCAUGGCACUCUUCCCACAGCCUCCUUUCCUAAUGUGGAUCUCCCUCUCAAAAACUGCAACAGGAGAAAGUAAUUCUAAAAAGGGAAGGUGCCUUGUGCUGGGUCCACUUGAGAUGAAUGUGCUAUGUGCACACAGGAUAAUUUCUUUGGCUCUACCCCAGAUGGAGAGUUUCACUGUGACUUUUGACAACGUUUUAUCAAGGUCUCAAAGUCCCACAAAGUGGCUGUAUGAAAAGCCAUGGGAAGUGGAGCUCCAAGGACAGAGACUGCUUUUCAAGCUCAUAUUGCUGCUCCUUGGUAUUCAGGUGCUCUGAAUGAGCAAACUCCACAGAAAAGAUGAUAUUUGAAGAUCUCUUGCUGGAAAUCGGUGGCUUUGGCAGAUUCCAGAUUUUUAUUUUUUGUCUCCCAAGAAUCAACCUUCCCAUGCAUUUCCUGCUUCACAAUUUUCUUGCUGCUACCCCAUCUCACCACUGUGUAAUUCCACACCAAGAGGCAUUUGUGAACCUCACCAUGGAGGAAGUUCUGCUCAUCAGCAUCCCCCAGGAGCCCAAUGGCACUUUCAGCUCCUGUGAGAUGUUCUCGCAGCCUCAGUUUCACCUGCUGCUCAGUUUCUCUCUGCAACCAGAAAACAAUUCCAUCAUCCAGCACUGCCGGCACUGAUGGGUCUAUGGUCACUCACAGUUCACCUCCACCAUCUCCACCCAGUGGGACCUCGUGUGUUAGCAGCGCAGACUGAACCAACCACCUUCUUCCACCUUCUUCAUCAGUGUUACAGUGGGGGCUGUGAUAUUUGGAUACCUUUCAGACAGUUUUGGACGGAAAUCCAUGCUCCUGCUGUCACUUGUGUUCUCUGUCAUAUUUGGGAUGCUGAGUGCUGCCUCUGUCUCCUACAGCAUGCUGGCCAUCACAUGGACCCUCACUCAGGUGGCCCUGAGCAGCGUCUCCCUUAUUAUAUUGCCUUUCAGGAUGGAGUGGGUGGAUACACAGCACCACACCUUCUCUGGUAUCCUGACCAGCAUUUUCUGGAGCAUCAGGAACAUGCUGCUGGCCAUGGCAGCAUACUUGGUGCGUGAAUGGCACCGGUUAUUAGGAGCUGUAACAGGACCUUGUCUUCUGAGCACUGUCUGUGGUGAGUGCAGUGACCUGCAGCCAGAUGGCCGGUGGGGAUAG